GUGUGCGGCGCGCUCCUGGCGAGGACGGAGCGAGCAGAUCUCGCGUGCGCUCGCCGCCAGGCGCAGCCCAGCCCGGCCCCCGCCUGGCGCCGCGAGCCGAGGUGUCUCCCGCGCCCGCGCCCGUGUCGCCGCCGUGCCCGCGAGCGGGAGCCGGAGUCGCCGCCGCCCGAGCGCAGCCGAGCGCACGCCGAGCCCGUCCGCCGCCGCCAUGGCCACCACGGUGACCUGCACCCGCUUCACCGACGAGUACCAGCUCUACGAGGAUAUUGGCAAGGGGGCUUUCUCUGUGGUCCGACGCUGUGUCAAGCUCUGCACCGGCCAUGAGUAUGCAGCCAAGAUCAUCAACACCAAGAAGCUAUCAGCCAGAGAUCACCAGAAGUUGGAGAGAGAGGCUCGGAUCUGCCGCCUUCUGAAGCAUUCCAAUAUCGUGCGUCUCCACGACAGCAUCUCCGAGGAGGGCUUCCACUACCUGGUCUUCGAUCUGGUCACUGGUGGGGAGCUCUUUGAAGACAUUGUGGCGAGAGAAUACUACAGCGAGGCUGAUGCCAGUCACUGCAUCCAGCAGAUCCUGGAGGCCGUUCUCCAUUGUCACCAAAUGGGGGUCGUCCACAGAGACCUCAAGCCGGAGAACCUGCUCCUGGCCAGCAAGUGCAAAGGGGCUGCUGUGAAGCUGGCAGACUUCGGCCUGGCUAUCGAGGUGCAGGGGGACCAGCAGGCAUGGUUUGGGUUCGCUGGCACACCAGGCUACCUGUCCCCUGAGGUCCUUCGCAAAGAGGCGUAUGGCAAGCCCGUGGACAUCUGGGCAUGUGGGGUGAUCCUGUACAUCCUGCUCGUGGGCUACCCACCCUUCUGGGACGAGGACCAGCACAAGCUGUACCAGCAGAUCAAGGCCGGCGCCUACGACUUCCCGUCCCCCGAGUGGGACACCGUCACUCCUGAAGCCAAAAACCUAAUCAACCAGAUGCUGACCAUCAACCCUGCCAAGCGCAUCACAGCCCAUGAGGCCCUGAAGCACCCGUGGGUCUGCCAACGUUCCACGGUAGCCUCCAUGAUGCACAGACAGGAGACUGUGGAGUGUCUGAAAAAGUUCAAUGCCAGGAGAAAGCUCAAGGGAGCCAUCCUCACCACCAUGCUGGCCACACGGAAUUUCUCAGUGGGCAGACAGACCACCGCUCCGGCCACAAUGUCCACCGCGGCCUCCGGCACCACCAUGGGGCUGGUGGAACAAGCAGCCAAGAGUUUACUCAACAAGAAAGCAGAUGGAGUCAAGCCCCAGACGAAUAGCACCAAAAACAGUGCAGCCGCCACCAGCCCCAAAGGGACGCUUCCUCCUGCCGCCCUGGAGCCUCAAACCACCGUCAUCCAUAACCCAGUGGACGGGAUUAAGGAGUCUUCUGACAGUGCCAACACCACCAUAGAGGAUGAAGACGCUAAAGCCCCCAGGGUCCCUGACAUCCUGAGCUCAGUGAGGAGGGGCUCGGGAGCCCCAGAAGCCGAGGGGCCCCUGCCCUGCCCAUCUCCAGCUCCCUUUAGCCCCCUGCCAGCCCCAUCCCCCAGGAUCUCUGACAUCCUGAACUCUGUGAGAAGGGGCUCAGGAACCCCAGAAGCCGAGGGCCCUCUCUCAGCGGGGCCCCUACCCUGCCUGUCUCCGGCUCUCCUAGGCCCCCUACCCUCCCCGUCCCCGAGGAUCUCUGACAUCCUGAACUCUGUGAGGAGGGGCUCAGGGACCCCAGAAGCCGAGGGCCCCUUACCAGUGGGGCCCCCGCCCUGCCCAUCUCCGACUAUCCCUGGCCCCCUGCCCACCCCGUCCCGGAAGCAAGAGAUCAUUAAGACCACGGAGCAGCUCAUCGAGGCGGUCAACAACGGUGACUUUGAGGCCUACGCGAAAAUCUGUGACCCAGGACUGACCUCAUUUGAGCCUGAAGCACUGGGCAACCUGGUUGAAGGGAUGGACUUCCACAGAUUCUACUUCGAGAACCUGCUGGCCAAGAACAGCAAGCCGAUCCACACGACCAUCCUGAACCCGCACGUGCACGUCAUCGGAGAGGACGCCGCCUGCAUUGCUUACAUCCGGCUCACGCAGUACAUUGACGGGCAGGGCCGGCCCCGCACCAGCCAGUCUGAGGAGACCCGUGUGUGGCACCGCCGCGACGGCAAGUGGCAGAACGUGCACUUCCACUGCUCGGGCGCGCCUGUGGCCCCGCUGCAGUGAAGAGCUGCGCCCUGGUUUCGCCGGACAGAGUUGGUGUUUGGAGCCCGACUGCCCUCGGGCACACGGCCCGCCUGUCGCAUGUUUGUGUCUGCCUCGUUCCCUCCCCUGGUGCCUGUGUCUGCAGAAAAACAAGACCAGAUGUGAUUUGUUUAAAAACAAAACAAAACAAAAAAACAAGAUGACGACGACAACCACAAAAAAAUUGACAUCAGAUGAAAUGAAAAAAAAAAAA
Molecule: messenger RNA, 2444 nt
Organism: Rhinopithecus roxellana (golden snub-nosed monkey)
Lineage: Eukaryota; Metazoa; Chordata; Mammalia; Primates; Cercopithecidae
Gene: CAMK2B
Product: calcium/calmodulin dependent protein kinase II beta
Exons: 24
Coding region: 209-2212 (667 amino acids)
Biological process (GO): protein phosphorylation
Cellular component (GO): neuron projection; cytoplasm
Molecular function (GO): ATP binding; calcium/calmodulin-dependent protein kinase activity; calmodulin binding
Source: RefSeq, a predicted model, not a curated record